UUAAUUCCUUUUAGGGAAAAUAUAACGGCAAAAUCGGCAAAAUUGCUUAAUUUGCAAAAUCUUUUGUCGUUUUCCUAUAACGUAAAAAAGAAACACCUUUACAACGCGACUCACUUCUUAGCGUAGCCUAAUGUUCUGUACAGAGAGAGAAUCGAAGAAAAAUCGAAAGUUAACAAAUUUCCUGGCUUCUGUGGAAACAGAACAAAGGUCAAGAGAUCCCUCCUCGCUUAAGGAAAUUGAGGUAAUAUAGCCUUUGUCUCGCCGAACGGCCACCUGGACCGGCACCAGCGAGCUGGAUUGAAGCCUUCCCAGUUUCACUUUGUAGCCUUCGUUUUAUCUCAGCAAAUCAAAUUUAAUUUACUUUGUCAAUGCCAUUUAUUGAUUGAAUUUUUCAUUUAUUUAUUUUAUUUUAUUUUUUUUCACUUUUUCAUUUACAAGGAUCCCCGCGUAAAUGGAAGAGAGUUCGCAGAAUGUUGUGGGGCGACCGCGUCUCCCCAUUUUUCGCAGGAAACAAGCGUCCUACAGGCCUUUCGAGGAUCGCUACUCGUGGAAGGGAAAUACAACAGAAGUUACCUAACGAUCCUGCUAAAAAGCCUCCUUAUUUUGUGUCGUGUUUUGAUCUGGAUGAAAACACCGCUUUCUAUUCAGCGUACAAAGUUACUCCUGAGCAGGCUACAGAUCUUGGAAAGUUUAGCAUGAACGAUAUCAAAGUCUACAACUGGAGGAAUCCAGAUGUCCGUGGCCUGGACGACGCCUACUCUACAGCAAUUACGGACACGAUUGUAAGUCCGCUAAGCCGAGGACACAUGAACCCCUUGACGCUGAAUACGUUCGACAAAAGUUUCAUGAAAGCUACAUUCACUCUUUCCAACGCAGUACCACAGUUUGAGACAUCUAACGUCGGACCCUGGCACGCAUUUGAGACGCGAAUACGUAAUUACGCUAAGAAUACGUGUGGUCCUCGAGGUGGAACCCUGUAUCUUUUAACAGGAAAAUCUGACUACGGAGUGCGCAUUCAGGGCGGCAGUCCUGUGCAGGACACUACCACAGCUUUGCCUUAUCCUAGGGAAAAUUUCCCUGGAAAUGUAAAACUUGUCACUCCUCGUGCUGUGUGGACAGCAGGCUGCUGUGUCUGGGCAGAACCUGGCAAGUAUUUAGGAAAAUUGUGGGCAGCGAAGAAAGCGGAGUCCUUUGCGGUCAUGAGCAACAACAUGGAUGACGGCGCCUUGUUGCAUCAGACGGAGAUGAGCGUUUCUCAGUUAGAAAGGCUCCUUAGACCACCACUCUUGAAGGCGGUAAAUUUGUUUCCAGGGAAUAAAAAAUGUCGACGUGCUGAGAAUGAUAUAGUACUGCCUCAAUAGCAAGUCGAAACAGUUUGCGAGUAUUUAGUUUGCCAAGUUGGAAGAAGCCGAGCACGAGAGAUGAGAUAAACCUUAAGGACAUGUAAAAGCGGUUCCUCAAGGGAUCAUUGAACACAUUCUACAUUUAUUAGAAUAUUUGGUCCUGUUUAAAUCGUCAUCAGGCAUGUUCCCAGGAAUAAU
This is a messenger RNA of Orbicella faveolata, 1541 nucleotides long. RefSeq lists its product as uncharacterized. Gene Ontology annotation, molecular function: nucleic acid binding; hydrolase activity; metal ion binding. Lineage: Eukaryota; Metazoa; Cnidaria; Anthozoa; Scleractinia; Merulinidae. The record is from RefSeq and is a predicted model, not a curated record.